Messenger RNA from Misgurnus anguillicaudatus (oriental weatherfish), 2165 nucleotides. Lineage: Eukaryota; Metazoa; Chordata; Actinopteri; Cypriniformes; Cobitidae. The record is from RefSeq and is a predicted model, not a curated record.
GGAUAAAGCGGCAUGCCGCCUGAUGAUCUGCGCGCAGUCCUCUCAUGUCGACUUUCUGCGGCAGGUACGGAGUUUAGAUCCAGUGUCUCUCUUCACUGAUGCGCGGAUAACGACGGCAACCGCUGGUGAAUGUUAAACACACAGACGUCGACUUAUAAGUUUAACGACUAUCGCGAGUACUAAAUGGGAUUCAACGUCUUUCGUACAGAAUGUGAAGAUUUCCUUAAAGGAUGCUGGGAAUUACAGGCUCGUUUGCUGCGCUGUUAUUCCUGCUUUUGGGUUUUAUCUCCGUCUCCUCGGUUGAUGCCGAUGGACAUCAGAAAUGUUUUGUGCAAAGCAGGGAAAGGGAAGCAGAAAGGAGAGAUGAUGAGUUUGAGGGAGGUAAGACAAACUACAUCCUCACCCAGUCAGGUCUCAAACAUUAGAGGAAAAAUCUCAGACAGUUUAUCUGCUCCGCUCAAUGUGACCAUCAAAGCACUAGAGGGGAACUCUGCGAUAGUCACAUGGGACAUUCUGGAAGGCGAACCAGUCAUUGGGUUUGCCAUCACCCAGCAGAAGAAGGACGUUCGUAUGUUGAGAUUCAUCCAAGAAGUCAACACUACCACACGUUCAUGUGCACUUUGGGAUUUGGAGGAAGACACGGAGUACAUCGUCCACGUGCAGUCCAUUAGCAUGAGUGGAUCCAGUCCACCCAGUGAACCAGUUCUGUUUCGCACACCCAAAGAGUCUGAGAAACUGGCCUCGAAAAGCCCAGAUGAAGUGACCAUGGAGGAGGUUGGCCAGUCCAGUCAGCUGAGGGCUGGAGAGCUUAUUAUCAUUGUGGUCGUUCUUGUCAUGUGGGCAGGUGUGAUAGCUCUCUUUUGCCGCCAGUAUGACAUCAUCAAAGACAACGAGCCCAACAAUAACAAGGACAAAGCCAAGAACUCUUCAGAGUGCAGUACCCCUGAACAUCCUUCAGGGGGGCUGCUGCGCAGCAAGGUCUAAUUCCGACUACCCCUUUCGGCAAUAAUAGGCUUUAGCCUCAGGACAGUGCUCUGAGACAAAACAAAUAAGCCAUCAAGUUGUGAAGCCCACCUCUCAUCUUCAAUCGAACGACCUCAUGGCAUUCCCAUCAACCAACAUGGACCCUUUGGUGCUUGUCUGUUUGGGACACUGACGCAAAGCUGAGGACAAAAUCUGGACAGGUGGAUUCCAGAAUUGCAUCACUGGAGGUUUGGAGUGAGUUGUUGAGUUUAAGUCUACAACUGAAACUGAGAACGGCCACCUUAGCUGAAAGACUCAAACCUAUAUAAGACCAGAGACACUUUGCCACCUGGAGCUGUGUAACCUCAUAGAGAUAACCGGAAACCUGCAUGUGGCAAAUCCUAACUAAACCAGGACGGUGUUUGUGAAAUGAAGUGGAAAAGUGCUUUUCCGAGCUCACCGCCGUUAUCAGUUCUAAGACAGGAUUGGGACUAUCAUUAAACUUCUGUCACUGAAAGGGAUAGCAUUUAGAUAUUUCACUCCUCUAUCUCAUAUACCAUACGUUACACACCUUCUCAUCCACAGCUCUCUCUCUGUCUCGUAUUUGGUACUUUCAUCCAGCCUUCUAGUAUUGAUUUCUUUACACUAGCUGGUCCCUCUAUGCACCCCCUCCCGAUUCCACCCACGGUUUUGAACUUUCGGCCUCCAAUAGCCAAUCACAGACAGUCCAGUGUGGUUUAAUCGGUGCAGUCGAAUCUUUCUUCUAAGCACUUUCGCUCUCAGGGCAUUCAGGAAAAACAUCACACAAGAAUAUGACGGACCAACACUCCGCUGAGACCGAACUGCAAAUCGAUCAUUUGGUGAAGAUCUUCAUAUACUAAUAUUGAUAGAAACCUAUUUAAUCGCUUGUGUGUUUCAAGUAAAUCAACAGCUUGCUGUCUCUAAUGACCACAUUAUUAUACACUGAUGGUUAUUUUGAUCUUCAUUCACUGACAUAUUCUUCAGGACUACGGCUAUUCUAUUUACGGCUUUGAUGUGCUGCUACGAUAUAGAGUUGGGUUCUGUUGUUCAGUUGGCUUUGUGAUUUACUGUACUUACCCUUUAAAGGAUCACUUCGCUUUCAUUUCAAAUAUCCUGAUAAUUUACUCACCCCCAUGUCAUCCAAGAUGUUGAUGUGUUUCUUUGUUCAGUCGAAAAGAAAU